AUGCCUGAAAUCGUAGACGACAAGUCACAACAUUGCAUUCCCUUCCUGUUGGAACGCCUACGAAUCCAUACCGACCGGCACCGCGGCAAUACCCCGCCAUUCUUCAUCGGCCUAAAUGGCGUCCAAGGAGCCGGCAAGACAGUACUGGUCUCCGCACUCAAUGACACCCUGCGCUCUCAGCCGUAUUCUCUGUCCGUCGUGACGCUGUCCCUUGAUGAUAUCUACCUGACCCACGCCGAUCAGGUUGCGUUGGCACAGGCGCACCCGAAUAAUCCGCUAUUGCAGCAUCGCGGGCAGCCAUCUACCCACGAUCUGGUCUUGGGUGAGGAGGUCUUUACCUCGCUGGCGGCUGAGCGGCCAACUGCUAUCCCGCAGUAUGAUAAGUCUGCGUUUGCAGGCCAGGGUGAUCGCGUGCCGACCGAUCAAUGGAAGAUCGUCAAUGAAGACGAGCCCAAGGUUAAGGUUGUGAUCUUUGAGGGGUGGUGUGUUGGGUUCCGGGCCUGGGAUGACAACACACUCCGUGCAAAGUGGGAGGCUGCAGUGAAACAGAAGGAAUCGGGCGAUUAUAACGGCAGAUUGGGACAUGUGCAAUUCGAAGAUGUGAAAGCCGUCAACGACGCGCUGAGACAAUAUGAUGUUUUGACCAAUGACGCCGAGAACCCACGAUUUGUCUAUGAGUGGCGCCAAGAGCAGGAACGCACUCUCCGUGCGGCGAAAGGCGCCGGAAUGACCGAAGAACAGGUGAACCACUUUGUGGAUGGCUAUUACCCAUCCUACGAACUGUUCACUGAAACCCUCCGCGAGGGCGCUUUCAAGCCCAGUUCGCCCUCAUCUGAUUGGCAAGGCCGACAGCUUCGCCUUGUGGUUGAUCGCAACAGGCGAGUUCAAGAAGUCAUUAAAAUUUGA
Penicillium salamii is the source of this 906-nucleotide messenger RNA. Lineage: Eukaryota; Fungi; Ascomycota; Eurotiomycetes; Eurotiales; Aspergillaceae. The record is from the annotation of a GenBank genome assembly.